Molecule: messenger RNA, 5222 nt
Organism: Toxoplasma gondii ME49
Lineage: Eukaryota; Apicomplexa; Conoidasida; Eucoccidiorida; Sarcocystidae
Exons: 7
Coding region: 908-3505 (865 amino acids)
Source: RefSeq, a predicted model, not a curated record
GAAACUGCGGCGAAGGAAGAUCUUUUUUCUGAGUCUCGCCGCUUGGCCUCGCCUUGUCGCUUGCGCCGUCUCAAAAGAACAGCUUCUUAGUCUCUGCCGGAAGGGCCGGUCGACACACCAGUGGGGUGUCCCCGUUCUCCUUUCGGGCGUGUUGGGCUCCAAAAGGGCUCAGCAAGAAGUCAGAGAAAAAGGCUUGGUUUCCUUACGAAAACCGUCCUCUCCGACUUCUUUUUCCUCGACUUCCGGCACCAGUUCGUCUCCGCUCCGCUGCGCGCAGCGCCCGGCGGCGGUCGACCCAGGAAAUUGUUCCAGAUCCCUUUCUCUCAGCCAACGCUGAAGCACUCAGUCCUCUCCGCUCUUCACUCCACGCGCUCGCAUAUAUAUAUAUAUAUCCCUAUAUCUAUAUAUUUAUGCAUAUAUAUAUAUACAUAUAUACGUAUGUAUAUUUAAUUUUAUGCAUCCUGCGUCUACGCCGUUACGUCCCCAAGUAUUCUGCGUGCUGGAUUUUACGUCCAACACGAUCUACACUUACGCAUAUACACGUAUGCAUACUUGCAGAGACGUGUAUGUAUACACAGGGUUUGUAUGUGAAUCUGCAUCUUCAAUGAUAUUGAGAGGCAUGCAGUUGCUUCAGUGUGUCUGUGUGUGUGUCUCGCAAGCGACUUGCCUGCGUUGUCUCCCUGUCAAUUUUUGCGAAGAGCUGGACGAAAACGCGUUCUCUGAAGCAUUCUCUUGACUCCUAUCCUGAUUUUUCGGAGGAACCUUGGACCCCCACUCUCUUUUUUUCAAGGUCGCUGGGUCCCCAAAUUCUCUCUCCGUCUUCAACAGAGUCGCCGCCUUCCACUUGCUGCACAGACAGCUCGUUUCAACGUUUCCUGCAGCCGUCUCCCUCUCCUUCACUGAGAGAAUGUCACAAGCUUCAGCCUCUCUGAGGCUGCUCUCUGCCUGGUCGCCUUCCUUUCUCUUCAGAGCGGAGGCGGACAGCGGUGUCCAGACACCGCAAGCCGCAGCGAGGCAGAAAGGGCAGGAGCAACAGAGGGGAGCAGCGACGAGACUCUGCGAGGGAGACACGCCGCGUCGAAGUGCUCUCGUUUCCUGCUUGCGAUCCCCGUCUGCAGGCGCUCUUUUACGGGGACUCAGAGAGGCCGAAAGACAGAGGGCAGUUGGAGACAGACUCAGGGCGAAAGAUGUCGGGGGCUGCUCGCAGCCGACGCGGGGUGUAUAUACUCCUUGGCUCGCGAGUGGUGAGAGAGAGGGAGAAACUCAAGUGAAAACUGCGAGAGGAAGUCGAUCCUCUACAGUCUGUCUCGGACUGAAGACCGAGAGGAAAAACCGACGUCUCUGGGCACACCGGCUCGUCAAGAACGGCCAGAGUCGCACGCGGUUCUCUGUGUCUCUAUGUGCGACUUCUUCUUGUCCUUCCUCUGCUUCUUCCUCUGGUCCUGCAUCAUCUUCGUCGUCUGCGUCUUCCUCUUCUUGGGGUGUCUCUUCUUAUCUUUGGGGAUGGGCUUCCUUUCCCUGGAACUGGGGGAGACAGAAAACCGGUGGAGACGCGGCGCUGGAGCAGGCGCUCUUCGCGGGUGUACAGACACCCGAAAGGCCGCGGAUUUCUUUGCAACUCACCAGAAGAAAGGAUCAGGAAGACCGAGGCGGAGACUUCCUGAAUGUGGCUGCCGUAGGCGAGCGCCCGCUAAGACUUGGAGAGACCGUCUGCGCGGAGAAGCCGCUUCUCAUCGGCUGUUCCGAGGGUGUGUCUGCUGCUGCGGUUUUCGAUCUGCCUGCGUUUUUCUCCAAGAGACGCGAGGACCCUGCACGGCCGACCGACGUCGGUUCCUGCGCCUCCGAUCUGCGUCGUCCCCUCUCUGCCUCGCCCUCUGGCAAGUCUCCCCGAAGGCAGGCGCAGAGCAGCUUCUUCGUGCCUCCUUUUAUGGACCUUCUCGCGGCUGCGCUCCUGGUCAGACACAAGGCAACGGCGUCGCCUUCCGCCUCCGCAGACCCUGCCGACUUGUGCUCCGCGCAAGCGACGCAGAAGGCGCUGCUGUCGCUCUUCUCCCUCGCUGCCUCUCGGGCGUCUCCGGAGACGCUUGGCGGUCCAGGGGAGGGGGCGGAGGCGGCGCCAGAGGGCAGAGAUACCCCACAGAGGCAGCUGGCGAAGGAGCUGCAUGCGGUGCUUCGCCCUGACUUCGAGGAAUCGGUAGAAGACCUCGAGACUCUCAUCUCGCUUCUGCACAUCGCCUCGCUGCCGCUGCCGAGCGACGACGCCGGCUCCCGCGAGGAAGGACUCGGCGACGAACGCCCAGUGGAUUCGCAGCGCCCGUUGGAGACAUCUGCGAAGUCGUCCAUGCGUGUCGGCUUCUUUCCUCUUCUCGUCGGUCUCUCUGAAGAGCCGUCGUGCCGUCCGAAUGUGGUGAUCUCCUUCACAGAAGAAGCAGGGAAGUCGGCUCGCAGCCAGGAUCCUCGUCCCAGUCUCUCUUACGUCUUCACCUCAGAUGCCUGCCCCAGUUCGGAGUGCCUUCCUCUCUCCGCUGCGUCUCUUUCUUCUGCUUCGAGUGCAGACGGAGGUGGAGACGAGACACGCAGAGAGACUGAGGGAGAGACUGAGGUUGCGCAGAAGGGGGUCCGACAUACUGUGGCGGUGCGUGUGUCUCCGAGCACCUCUCUCGAGUCUCUGUAUGUGCCGACGUUCAUGCGGGAGGCUCGUCGUCGCCGGCGGCAGUUCGGGACUGUGUCGCGCGCAUGCAGAUGCGAGAGGUGCACCGAGGCGCCGGAGCUGUGUCGAAGUUUCAACUGCGACUCUUGUGCGGCACUGAGCUCCUCCAACGCGCAGUCCGGUGUCUCCGGCAGACCCGAGGUGCCCCCAAUCGUCUGCCCCACAGGACCGUCCAAGUCGCGCGCUCUCGCAGACACUCCGAUGCGCUGUCUCCGUUGCGGUCGAGAGCCUUCUGUGGAGACAAAAGAAAAGUUCGAAGCAGCAGAAAAGAGCCUCUUCAUGUCCCUCAUGACGGCAGCGCAUGUCGGAACCGACGCCAGGCGUCGCCUUCCUUCGACGGCUUUCGACGCUCUCGCCGACGCGGCCGUCGGGUCCGACACAGAGAGUAGGGCAUUGAUUGCAGACACGCAUUUUCUUCGCGUUCGCCAGUUCACAGAAGGUCUCUAUCGCCUUCUUCAACAGAGAUCUGAGAGACAGGAAACCGGACCUCAACGGGGACUGCCUGUCCGGAGCGACAAGCCGGAGCUGCUGAGGAGGCGAUGUGACUCAGUCAUCGAAGCUACGCGUUCCGUCGUCGGUCCCCACCCAGAUGAGGCUCGACUGCUCGAAUGUCUUGCCCUGGUCACGGGAGAGGAAGAAGAUUUCCAGCGAGCCUAUCGCAGGCGCCAGGAGUUUUACAGAGGAGACAAAGCGGGGCAGUGCGGUCCGCCGUACAAAGUCUGGAAAGAAAGGCUGCUUGCCCGUCUAGCCUCAACGGCGACAGCUCAUGCGCCGCGUCGGGGAUCUGACUUUUAAUUGAGAGUGCGGACUUUCAUUCCGACGACCUACGGGUCUUGCAUGGAGGCGCGAACUGGCUGCUAAAAGCCGUUGACAGAUCACGAAUGUGCACCUGCGUUUCUUUGUUGAUACCCCUUUCGACCUGAAAUCGGCAAAACAGCGAGCUCACAACGGGCAGCAGAUCUCUCACUUUGAACCCUGGACCCCACUGAGGGAUCGCAGCGGCUUCUGCGAGGGGCUGACAAAAAGGAGUUCCCCGGAACCCAAGUGGGCGAACUUUGCGGCGAGAUGCCUGGUAGUCAAGCGGGACACAUCACCGUUGCUGGAAAGAGUUGCCAGACGCUCUCCAAUUUAGCGUCUAUCAUAUGUAACCGAGUAUGAACAUAGGUAGCAUGCACAUAACUAAUCCCUGGACGGUUAAUCACGCUCUAGCGGACAGCCUGAGACGUAGGAUUAUCGAUCGUGAUUCUCAACCGCGAUACUGUGUUUCUGAUGGUCUUGGACCCGGCCGGAGGCAACGAGCACAGAUACGACAACACAAGCUUACUCUCCCAAACAAAUCUUGCACGGCUACUUCCCCAGUCGAGGACAAGCGGAGGCAGAGGGAGCAGCGUGUAUAUUACUCGUGGAGAGUUCCCUUUGUUUGACUCGCUCCCCUGUAGCUGAGAUAUUAGACAGGAGCAACAACCAAUUGGGUAUUUCUGUUACAUUCGGAACGCGAAUCGCUGCAGAUUUGUGUCUGUCAACACGCAAACGAUCAUCUGAGAGCAACGCGAAACAGACCACCCGAUCAUGCAGUCCAGGAAAGUUAGAGUCGGGAGUCCGAGCCGUGGAGACCGGCUUUCGUUACAAUUGCGAUUGCGAACUCGAGGCAAUCCGUUCCUAGUAACGGUCACGGCGGCUCCGUCUAGAUGCCUCUGGUUUCAAGGCAUCGUCAGCGAGUCUCCCGCAUCUCCGUGCCCGUGAGCAUGUGGCGCAAAAACACACAUGUUGGGUUAGGCAUGCACGCGUUUUCCUUCCUGCAGUUCCCUGAAUCCGGCGUCAGGAGUCCAAAACCAGCGGAUGGGAAGGAGUACUCUUCGGAUGCCCCGAGCUUCCAGUUUUGCUGGGUGUCGACAUGACAACUCCGUACCUGUGUGGAGGAUAGGCGCAGCCGCCAAAAGAGCUGACCUACAUUCUCACGCCCGGCGUGGAAAGGCAUGCGAGCGACGUAGGAAAUGGGAAUCCAACACUUGCACCUGUCUUGCGCAACUCAGUAGGGUACAAUAGCGCUGGACGUAGUAGGGAAUACCGCAGGCGUGCUGUGGCCACCGGCGGACGCAUGUUCUGAUCGACAUCCUCACCGCCCCUCGUCAGCCGCCAUCUCAGAUUCUACGGCGUCAAAGCACCUGUGCUCGAAAGUUAAACGAGGCAGUAUGGCUCAACUACAGCUCGUUACCGCCGGUGAGCGAGUCUGGCACACGUAACGUAGUUUGCUGACUUGCAGUUUGUUCUACUCGGGAAAUUCGCACGCAGUGUCAAUUCCGCUUCUACACUUGACUGGCGUCUUCCCUGUUCGGCGGGGCUGCUGUAGAAACUGAAGAAACUAUGAGACACAAGUCCCUGUUGUGCCGCGGACUGUGCAUCGACAGGGAGGGCGGAAACGUAUCACGGGCAUUUGGCGUCCAUCAUCAACCUAUGAGGGUAGGAGGCAGCUUUCAGCGCGGUAUCUAUACUUGCAGGUCUACUAGAACUA